UUUCCGGCUGAAGUUUUUUGUGUGGUCGGAAGUCUGAUUCAGGGACGGUAGUACGCUUAUCAACCGUAAAUACAACAGCAAUCACAGUAAUAAUUAAGAAAUUGUGUGUGUUCAUUAGAGGUGCAUGAAAGUGACAGCACGCCCUAAAAUAAGUCCCACUCUUAAGUGUAUUGAUAGUUUGCUUACUAGACAAUUACUGGUAGCCUACUAAGUUGCAGGUUGAGACGCCUGCGAGCAUAUUGCGGUGUCGGGCGCUAGCUAGACAGCUGGCUAGGUUUUAGUUAGGAGGCAUUAAGCACUGGGGAGGGGAGGUGGUCACAAAAAAACAAUUGUUAGAUUUCUGUACAGACGUGGAAUAGUAUCGAAAGUAACCCGUGGCACUGCACAUCGAAGUGUCUCAGUAAACAUUUCCCCUGCAGAAAUGGAAAUCCCCAUCCUCUUCUCAUACAGGAAAUAAGCCAGGUCUGUGUGACGCCAUCUCCCCGUCACCCUGGCGACGCUGGAGCCGCAGGGCGCGGAGGAGCUCAGCCCUGGCACCAUGGUGACUGCCUCGGCGCCGGGCUCCGCCCCCAGCCCGCAGAGCGAGGUGGUAACCAAUGAGCUGCAGGAGCUGUCGCUCCAGUCAGGCCCCUGUCUGCUGCCCUUGAAAGAGAGGAAGAAUGUGCUCCAGCUCAAACUGCAGCAGAGACGCACCCGGGAGGAGCUGGCCAACCAGGGAAUCAUGCCCCCACUGAAAAGCCCUGCUGCCUUUCACGAACAGAGAAGAAGUCUCGAGCGAGCAAGGACUGAAGACUACCUGAAGAGGAAGAUCAAAACUCGGCCAGAGAGAUCAGAGCUUGUAAGGAUGCACAUAUUGGAAGAGACGUUGGCGGAGCCCUCCCUCCAGGCCAAACAGCUGAGGCUGAAACGAGCGCGCCUGGCGGACAACCUCAACGACAAAAUCUCCCACCGCCCCGGGCCCAUGGAGCUGAUGCAGAAGAACAUUCUCCCUGUCCUCCGCUGCCGCCUGAAACACAGCACCGCAGAGGGGGCCGCUGAGAGCUCCUCACUGGACGAGGACAGCAGCGACGCCCUCUCCCCAGACCAGCCGACCAACCACAGCUCACCCCUGGAACACGCCUCGCUGCCCUCGCCCCCAGACACGCUGACUCACUGCAGCAACCCCUCCCCCACACAGUUUCUCUCUCAGAUCCCACUGCUCUCCCUCUCUGAGCCCUCCCUGCCCCACAGGCUGACCAAUGGGACGUCGCCUCUGAGGGGGUCCCGCCCCUCCGCUGGGGUGACCAAGGCGCGUUCGGACCGGCCCUCUCAGCGCUCCAAGAAGCUCCGCGACAGCAAGCCCAAGGUGAAGAAGCUGAAGUACCACCAGUACAUCCCGCCGGACCAGAAGGCCGAGCGAGAGCCGCCCCCUCCCAUGGACGACUCCUACGCCAAGAUCCUGCACCAGCAGCAGCUCUUCCUGCAGCUGCAGAUCAUCAACCAGCAACAGCAGCACUACAACUACCACACCAUCCUGCCCGCUCCGCCCAAACCCUCAGAGACGCCAAACACCAGCCCCUCCCGGUCACGGAAUGCGCCUGCCUCAUCCACGGCCUCGUCCAAUCAAAGUGCCCCGAGCCGUCAGAGCCAGGCUUCCGUGGGAGGAGCCAAACCAGGAAGCUUGCCUCCUAACCUGGAUGAGUUAAAGGUCGCUGAACUCAAACAGGAACUGAAGCUGCGCAGUCUGCCUGUGUCGGGCACCAAGAGCGACCUGAUCGAGAGGCUGAGGUUAUACCAGCAGCUGAACGGGGUCCGGGCGGGCGUGGGAGGGGCGUCCAGGACCGGCGCCCCGAAAAACAGCCCAACCCGACUACAGCAUGCCCAACCUGCUGCCCUGUCCCCUUCCCAUGGGGACACCCCCAUCUUUCACCACUCAGGGGAGAGGGGCUUGAUUUUAGCGAGUCUGCCGGCGCUGGCCACACCCGGAACUCCAAAUCCCAUGAUGCACCCUGGCAGCACAAGUUCCUCCCCGCCGUUGUCGCCCACCUGCUCGGAGCGCUCGAGCGCAGGGAUGAGCAUGGAUGAGACCAGCUGUAACGGGGAUGUGUUUGGGGAAAUGGUGAGCUCCCCCCUCACCCAGCUGAGCCUGCACCCGUCGCCCCAGAGAGAGAGCGGCAGCCCCGCGUCCUCCUCCGCCGCCUGGCUGCUGUCCCAGCAUUCCCCUCUGUCGCAGGACAAGGACCUGAUGCUGCGGGAGAAGGACCGGCGGAUCGAGGAGCUCACGCGCAUGCUGCAGCACAAGCAGCGGCUGGUGGAGACGCUGCGCUCUCAGCUGGAGCAGGGCAAGAUGGCCGCCGCCCCGGCCCCCGUCAAGACCGAGCCCCCGGAGCCCCCGGAGAGCCCCGGGGACACGGCCGUCGAGGAGGAGGAGGAGGAGGAGGAGGAGGAGCUGGGGCCGCGGGCGGGCCGAUCGCGGCCGCAGGUGCGGCACGGGCCAGUGGACCAAUCGCGGCCGCAGGUGCCGCUGCAGCAGAGGCCAGCGGACCAAUCGCAGCAAGAGCUCCAGCUGCAGCAGAGGCCAGUGGACCAAUCCCAGCUCCAGCAGUUGCUCGUGCAGCAGGGGCAGAAGAGGCAGGCGCAGCCGCAGUCUGAACAGAUGUCCCCGGUGUUCCUGGGUUCGCAAUCCGGCACCCCGGACCCCGCCCCCUCGUUCUCAUUGGACCUCUUCAAGGCUCAUCCCACCCCGACCCUGCUGACCGACAGCAACGGCAACCACUACCUGAUCGCGGUGACCAGUCAGGGUGUGGCGGGGCAGCGGAACGGAUCCCCACAGGGAAAGGUCCCCGGCCGCAUCACACUGCAGAGACUGCCCUCCUCUCCCAGUAAGAAUCCUGUCCAAUCAGCCACUCAGCCAGCCAGUACGGACAGCCAAUCAAAGCAGGCACUGCAGCCUGGUCUCGUCACUCAGCCAACCAGAAAGGGGCAGAAGCCAGGACUGCACAUUGUGAACAGCAGUUCUCAGGAGGCGGGCUUGUCUCUCUCUCCAGCCAAUCCGCCGGCUUUCUUUCUCAGCGAUGAGUCUGCGCCCUCUGGAGGCCACACCCCCUCCUCUCCCACCCCCAAGCUGAUUGGAGAGGGGAGCUCCAGUCUUGACCAGCACACUUUGUUCCAGCCUCCUUCCCCAGCCCGCAAACAGACCUACAGCUCCACACAGCGCAAGCAGAACGGCUGUAGCCAGCACAUGGACGACCUGUUUGACAUCCUCAUGCAGAGCGGAGAACUGUUGUCGGGCCCGAAAGCAGCCCCGGACCCCUCCCUGUCCCGCCUGCAUCCCAGCAGCCCCUCUAUCCCGUCCCCCACCCCCUCGCCCCCCAGCCCUGCCGGGCCCCUCACCUCCCGCGGGGCCCCGGAGAAGACGGCGGUGGCCCCGCGCGCGCCCGGAGGCGGGGGCAGGACGUGUGCAGGAAGUGGCCGUCUGGAGGACUUCCUGGAGAGCACCACGGGGUCGCCUCUGAUAGGGGUGGAGCCCGACGCGCCGCUGACUCUGAUCGACGACCUCCACAGCCAAAUGCUGAGCACCUCCAGCAUACUGGACCACGCCCCGACGCCCAUGGACACCUGCGAGCUCGGCUUCACCCCCCAGCCCCCCUGGCCCGAUUUCGGAGACUCCGCUCUGGACAGCAUGGACUGGCUGGACGUGGGCACGAGCGGCGCCGGGGGGGUGGGCCUCGCCCCUCUCAGCUCACACAUGCCCCCCAGCGUGUUCUCUGUGGACUUCCUGGACAGUCCUGACCUGCAGCUCCACUGGGACUCCUGACCUGCAGCUCCACUGGGACUCCUGACGUGCAGCUCCACUGGGACUCCUGACCUGCAGCUCCACUGGGACUCCUGACGUGCAGCUCCACUGGGACUCCUGACGUGCAGCUCCACUGGGACUCCUGACGUGCAGCUCCACUGGGACUCCUGACGUGCAGCUCCACUGGGACUCCUGACGUGCAGCUCCACUGGGACUCCUGACGUGCAGCUCCACUGGGACUCCUGACCUGCAGCUCCACUGGGACUCCUGACCUGCAGCUCCACUGGGAAGGCCAUACUCACAGACCCAUCCUCACAGACCCACAAUCACUCACAGACCCACAUUCACUGACAGGCACAUACUCAGUCUUUUUCACUGGCACAUACUCAGUCUUUUUUUCUGUACUCAAACAGUGUUGACUUAAUAUGGUUCUGGUUUAUCGCCCAGCCCUGGUCUCAUACGCAGAUUCUCCAGGGAUACAUGCAGCCCCUUCAUUUGCGCACACAGUAUUUUGCACCGAGUCAUUAUGCACCGAGUCAUUAUACCCCCAUUAUACCCAUUAUACACCUGCUGGCCUUUUAGCCUCUGAGUCUGCGCUGUACUGAAUGUGAGAGCUGUUUUCCCCUCACUAUACUGGACUGUCCUGUUUCAGCACUUUGCCGAGGAGAGGCCGUCAAGGAAUCGCAAACUCACAGUACAUGCCUUCAUUUUUCAUUGGAAGACAUGUAAGAUGCAUUUUUCUGGUUAUGUUUUUGUGUGUUCAUCCAAACACAACGCUAAACGCAGGUGUGGCGUUAUUCGGUUUCGACCCGGUCAGAGGCCGGUCUCAGUCCAGCCCAGUUUGGCCUCGGUGAUUUAGUGCCCUGGAGUGAGGUUUGGGUCCACAGUGGGGUGUAGUGUUUUGGAGUUUUGGACUCGGGCUGGGGCUGUCGAGCUGGCUGGGUUUGGUGGCGUCUGUAUCCGGGGCUUGGAUUGGUCUCACACGGACAGAGGUGUACACUGUUAGCUGACUUGCGCUGCGCCGAGCUGUUCGUGUGUCUUCGGCCCGACACUGAGCAGGCCCAGCGCAGGGAGGAGAGUAGCAAAGCGUGGUGAACUUCCACAUAUUCUCACUUUCAGAAUCCCUCUUCACUUAUCCUCCAUCCCUCCAGCCAUCCCUCCUCCAGCCCACACCGUUUCACCCCUGGCAGUUUGAGUGGAGCUGUGAUGAGGAGGGGAGGGGGGCGGUGUCGUGUGGAUUUAUUUUUGUACUCACUGGCACCACCUUGUGGUGGAUUGGUGUAAAAGAGGGAAACAACCAGAGGGCCCCAAACCCUAAACUGCACUUAAGCUUGUUUGGUGUGCUUGGUCUGGUUGGGCUACACCGACGCAGCGAUUUAACUAGAACCUACUGUAUUGCUGUAUUUGGGGUACAUUAUCUAUUCAUAUUUUUUUCUGAUUGUAUAGAUUGAUAAUAAAUUAGUGGGUUGGGGAAUAUGGUGUAUAGGCUAAGGUUCAGACAUGCUUGGACAUUGUAAAAAAAUUUUAUUAAAAAAAUUUGAAAAACUUUGAAAAUGA
This is a messenger RNA of Conger conger (European conger), 5332 nucleotides long. Its product is annotated as myocardin-related transcription factor A-like. The transcript is spliced from 20 exons. NCBI's taxonomy places the organism in Eukaryota, Metazoa, Chordata, Actinopteri, Anguilliformes, Congridae. The coding region runs from base 539 to 3796 and encodes 1085 amino acids. The record is from RefSeq and is a predicted model, not a curated record. Gene Ontology annotation, biological process: smooth muscle cell differentiation.